AAAUGCCUACACCGAAGGCAGAGCUGCUCUCCAGCCAAUGGAAAGCGGUGUGGCGGACAGCGCUGUGAAGGGCGAGGGAUCCAGCGGGCGGCACAGAGCGCGUUGGGCUCGGUCCUUAUUGAGCCUCGUCUCAGCAGGAGGAGGAUUUUCCCACCGCGAAGCUCCAGCUGGUGUAACCGCCUGAAGCAUAAUGACCGACAGGAAAGCCGUGAUCAAGAAUGCUGACAUGUCCGAGGACAUGCAGCAGGAUGCGGUGGACUGUGCGACGCAGGCCAUGGAGAAGUACAACAUAGAGAAGGACAUUGCAGCGUACAUCAAGAAGGAGUUUGAUAAGAAGUACAACCCAACAUGGCACUGCAUUGUGGGAAGGAACUUCGGCAGCUACGUCACUCACGAGACAAAGCACUUCAUCUACUUCUACCUGGGCCAGGUGGCCAUACUUUUGUUCAAAUCUGGCUGAAUCUCCACAAGAGUAGUUUUUUUUUUUUUUCUUUUCUUUUCUUUUUUGUUUAUUUCUCUCCCAACAUGGACCGAGAUGCACUAGUGGCUGAUGUCGUAUCUACCUACACGCUACCGAUGUUAAACCAGACCAUACCAUGCCGAUGCUGACUGUGCAUAACUGCAUGGACCGUAUUCCAUACUAAUUGUGUAUAUCUUGCAGUUCAGUUGCUCUUUCAUCAUGUGCCCCGUGUUUAUUAGGAGAGGCGUUUGUUUAUGGUCCUGGCAGGUUUGUUCGAGCACAGGAGCUGUAGAGGCAAGUGUGAUCUUUUUGAUGGAAUAAAGCGGAGAUAAAUAUAUGAUGUAUGAAAAAUGCAUUAGCACUUCUAUUUUUCUUCUGAGAGAUGUAUUUUCUUUAAGUAACCAUUCUGUAUAGCCUGUAUGGUUCUAAUGAACGUCAUGAGUCAUGUCUGUACCGUGGUGGAGGUGGAGAACAAUGGAAACGAGUCUUGUAUACGCUAGAAUAGAAGGCGCUAGGUCUUUAUCUAACCUCAGAAGAACGUCCUGAUCUUUGUUCCGUGUCAUCUGUCAGGAGAGGGAAGUUGUCUGGGAAAGGGGCGACUUAAGCACAAACGAAGGUUUAUUCUGUGAAGCUUUUUUUUUUUUUUCCGGUUUGAGAUGUCUUACAGAAUGUCUCCUGCGACAUGAGCUGAGGAAUGUGUAUUAUUAGAAUAAUGUAAGAUAUUGAAAUGAUUAAACUCUGUUGUUGUUAUUGUUGAGUAUAAUGCAGUUUUUAGUCUUAUUAGUGAUCUCUACCUGAAUGUAAAGGGACUUUAAGAUGAAUGCACAACAUUUUCCCGCUCCUGAGCGUCUUCCUGACGAGGCAUAUCCAUUAAGAAAUGGUCCGAUUCAUUAUUUGCAUGUUUUUCUUUCCCUACUUGUGCUCAUGACCCAUCUGUAAUUGGCUAGUCGGCCCUGUGGCGCUUCCUUUGCUCACAGGCUUGUGAGACGAUGCUCCAUUUCACUGUACCCUCUCAGGUACUGCCCAUGACAAAAAGGCCAUGUUUUCAGCCAUUAAAAUGUGUAUUUAAUGCAAAA
Pygocentrus nattereri (red-bellied piranha) is the source of this 1536-nucleotide messenger RNA. RefSeq names its product dynein, light chain, LC8-type 2a (gene dynll2a). Bases 191 to 460 code for a protein of 89 amino acids. Gene Ontology annotation, cellular component: cytoplasmic dynein complex. Gene Ontology annotation, biological process: microtubule-based process; cilium assembly. Gene Ontology annotation, molecular function: dynein light intermediate chain binding; dynein intermediate chain binding. The transcript has 3 exons. The record is from RefSeq and is a predicted model, not a curated record. Lineage: Eukaryota; Metazoa; Chordata; Actinopteri; Characiformes; Serrasalmidae.